AUGCCGAGUGGAAUCUUUGUCGUUUGUAGCUUGUUGAUUGAAGCUUCCGGUGGAGAAUCACUCGAUGAGAUUGAUGAAGACGGCAUUGCUCAUUUUCGACUGGAGUUUGCGAAUUUGAUUACACGAUCGGCACAUGCUAUUGUUCUUGCUGGUAAGGUUCAGGCCAAGGCCUCUAAUCCUAAGCCCAAGGAGACUUUACAUACUUCCACUCGAACUAUAAGACAAGAAGAAGUAGAAAAGGCAAUGCCUAAACCAUCACCAUAA
Molecule: messenger RNA, 264 nt
Organism: Botrytis deweyae
Lineage: Eukaryota; Fungi; Ascomycota; Leotiomycetes; Helotiales; Sclerotiniaceae
Exons: 2
Coding region: 1-264 (87 amino acids)
Source: RefSeq, a predicted model, not a curated record